CACUCUCCUGUGAUUGGCUGGUUUGUUCGUGGCCUGGCAACCAGAAGCGACUUUACCAACAUAGACAGACCCCUUCACAGCAACUUGUUAACGGUGUUCUGCAGUUAGCUAGCUGUGAAACUUCAGCUCGUCAUAUUCAAACAUGUCUACGAGGACCCUACCGCUGCUCUUUAUCAAUCUCGGCGGAGAAAUGCUGUACAUCCUGGACCAGCGGCUUCGAGCUCAGAAUAUACCCGCUGACAAAGCUAAGAAAGUUAUGAAUGAUAUCAUCACCACCAUGUUCAACAAAAAGUUCCUGGAAGAGCUUUUUAAGCCACAGGAGCUUUAUUCCAAGAAGGCCCUGCGGACUGUGUUCGACAGACUGGCCCAUGCAUCCAUAAUGAGACUCAAUCAAGCUAGUAUGGACAAGCUCUAUGACCUGAUGACAAUGGCUUUCAAAUACCAGGUGCUUCUCUGCCCCCGACCAAAGGACAUCCUUCUCGUUUCCUUCAACCACAUGGAUGCAAUCAAAGACUUUGUGAAAGAUACUCCCAGCAUUCUGAGCCAGGUUGAUGAAACUUACCAGCAACUCAUAGAGAUGUAUACACCCCUAUCUAAUGGUGAAUUUCAGCUGAUUAGGCAAACUCUUCUUAUUUUCUUCCAAGACAUGCAUAUUAGGGUGUCUAUUUUCCUGAAGGAUAAAGUGCAGAACUCAAAUGGCCGCUUUGUGCUUCCCAUUAGUGGUCCUGUGCCUCGUGGAACCCAAGUCCCUGGUUUGAUAAGGAUUUUUAGCUGUGCUGGCGAGGAGUUGACCAGACUACAGUUUAAAAAUGGAGGGAAUUAUAGUUCUGCACUACGGGAAGGAUCUUUUGAGCUCUUUGGAGAUAGAGUUACAAAGCUUGGGACAAACAUGUACAGUGUAAGUCGCCCUGUUGAAACGCACAUGUCUGGCGCAUCUAAAAGUUCUGCUCAGCACACAAAGGUCAAUGCUGCCCCAAACCCUCUGGCCAAAGAGGAACUGAAUCUGUUAGCCAGGUUAAUGGGAGGUCUAGAAGUUCAGAAACCAGGAAGCACAGACAAUGGUUUCCGGGUAAAUCUCUUUGCCACGGAUGAAGAAGAAGAAGAAGCAUUAAUAUCAAGACCUGAUGAGCUUUCAUAUGGAGUCAUAAACAUCCAAGCAACAAAGAUUACUGUGUCUUUCAGGAUCAGCAGACCAAUGCAGAACUGGCCAAGAUCAUGGGAGAGUUCACAGAGUCUGGAGAUCAGUCUCCAAGUGCCAGCAGCAAAGGAGACGACCUUUUGGCCAUGAUGGACGGUUUGUGACAUAGUCACUCUGACAGAAAUCCACCAAGAGUGACAACAGUCUACACUACUGAAGAUCAGCCUGCACUGUGGCUAUAACUUGCAAAUAUCCAGCAGCAAGCUCACAAUCAGACACAAGGCUUCGGUCGUGUGGUUGGUUUUAAGAUGUGUAUAUGAGCGAGGACUUGCUUUGGUCAUCAGCGUUUCUGCAGUUAACCAGAAAAAAUGUCUUGUGAGAAAAGCUUGUAGAAAGUUUUCUAUAUACCUGGGAAAAUUGCAAUUUUUAACAGGAAAUACAGUAGGUUUGUGCAUGUGGUAAUAGCAUUUGUUUGCUUUAUAUGUUUUUCCUUUAUCAAGUGCUGAUCUGACGUUUACAUACACUCACCAUGGGUAUACAUGUCGUCAUAAUUUUACUCUUUUUUUAUGAUGAUUUGAUCUGUUCUUUUUUUCUACAGUGGACAAAUAAUGCCACAUACAACUUCAAUGAUUUCUAACAAGACUUUUCGACACAAGUCAGAUUUUCUUGUGGAGUUUUCCUUAAAUAUAGAGCCCCAAAAAUACUUGGAUAAAUGUCAUUUAGCAAGUUGCAACUCAACCACACUUUUUCCCGGCCAAACAUCUGGCUGAAUAUGUUCGACAACUGAGCUUAGCAAGUCAAAGUUUAUUUAUAUAGCGCUUUUCAGCAACAAGGCACUCAAGGCGCUGUACAUAAGGAAAAACAUUACAAUGAUACAGAAAAUCAAACAACAGAGGUAAUUAAAAAAUAAAGAGAAUAGAAUGAUGGAUAAGAAAAUGAAAGGGAAAUCGGACUGAAAAACUUAACCAAUAAUGUUUAGAUGACACUCUAAACAAAUACGUUUUUAAUCUUGAUUUAAAGCAAUUUAGGGUUUCAGUGCUUUUACAGUUUUCUGAGAGUUUAUUCCUGAUUAGUGGAGCAUAUGAACUAAAAGCUGCUUCUCCAUGUUUGGUUCUGGUUCUGGGUACCCAGAGUAGAUUUGAGCCAGAAGACCUGAGAGUCAGUAAUAAGCUCCGGGAUCUUGGGAUGAAGUCAACUUUGAAACAUAAUCCGUAGAUUUUCAUAGGGUUGAAUUUAUGAUGAGUUUCAGGCUUGGAUCGAGUUUUGGUUUAAACAUCCUGACCGGUUUCCUUCCAUCUGAGGUGACAGUUGGGUCAGAUGGUUUAAACCCAGACAUACAUCAACAACUGAUUUAAGAAUAGAUGAAGCAGGCUACACUGAGCUUCUGGAGUGGCUGCAGCAUCAAGACCUUUUGAAGAUCUGUAGACUAUUUUGAAAAGUGAUCUUUGUCCCAUGGAAGUAAACUAAUUUAAAUGAGCUGCUAUCUUUUCUGUUCAGAAUAGUGGUCAAAUAUUUAGCCAGAAUUGUGCCAGAAGCUUAAUAAUGUUAAUGACAAGUUGCAAGAAUCAGAGGAAUCCAAAGUGCUCUUUCCUGUUUUUUGAGCUCCCUCAAACAUUAAGUUGGUAAUAAAUAUAUUGCUCCAACACAGUUGCUGUACUGCUACGACUGAAGAGUAGGUUCAGGAGUUGAAUAUUUCAAAACUUGUUCCACUACAGUGUGAUGUAAAUUUAGAUAGAUAAGUUUAGAUCCAGCUCAACAAUGUGCUUCUCUGUGAGUAUCUUGUUUUAAUACACGACAAUACAACAUGAAAAAUACUCUAAUGUGUACAUAUUUUUGUGGAAACCUAUUUAUUAAAUUUCGCUUUUCUGUGUAUAGACAGGAAUUGCUGAAUUUCAUAAGUUAUUAAAUGUGCAAUUUAGUAUUUGAAAUAAAUUGAUGAAGACAUCACCAGCAUGAACGUCAACACAAUACAGAUACCUGUAAUGCAGGUGCAACUUUAAUAAAUUAAGAUCUAAUUGAAAA
Molecule: messenger RNA, 3160 nt
Organism: Girardinichthys multiradiatus
Lineage: Eukaryota; Metazoa; Chordata; Actinopteri; Cyprinodontiformes; Goodeidae
Gene: oscp1b
Product: organic solute carrier partner 1b
Exons: 10
Coding region: 143-1288 (381 amino acids)
Biological process (GO): transport
Cellular component (GO): plasma membrane; cytoplasm
Source: RefSeq, a predicted model, not a curated record